AUGGCCGCUGCUUCUCACCACCGGUGCACCAGCGUCGCCUCCGAGCUGGAAGGCACGCUGCUCAUCUCCGGCAGCCUCUUCCCAUACUUCUUCCUCGUCGCUCUCGAGGCCGGCGGCCCGCUCAGGGCGCUGCUCCUGCUCGCCGCGUACCCUCUCGUCGCGCUGCUCGGCGCCGCCUUCUCGUCGGACGACCUCCCGCUGCUCGCCAUGACGUUCCUGUCCACCGCCGGCCUCGGCGUCGCCGACGUGACGGCGGUGGCGCGCGCCACGCUGCCCAAGUUCUUCCUGGCCGACCUCCGGGGCACCGCGUUCCGGGCCUUGGCGCGCCACGGCGACGCCGCCAGCGGCGGCGAGAGGUACGUCGUCACGCGCCUGCCCAGGCUCGUCGUGGAGCCGUUCGUCAGGGAGUACCUCGGCGCCGACGUCCGCGUCGUCGGCACCGAGCUGCGGGUGGUCGCUGGGAGCCGGUUCUCCGGCACUUUGGUAGCCUCGCCGGGCGUCGUGGGUGGCGGUGACCGGAGCUUGGGUGCUCUGGUGGCCGUUCUUGGGCGCGACCGGAUCGUCGACGUGGGACUCUACUGCUCCGCCUCCGGCGGGGACCGGCAGCCGGCGUUUCUGCAGGUUUGCCAGGAGCGCCGCGUGGUGUCCGCGCCGGAGAAGGCGCCGGCGACGCCUCUGCCGAGGAGCGAGUACCUGCGGCCGCUGGUCUUCCACGACGGCCGCCUCGUGUGCCGGCCGGACCCGCUCGUGUGCCUCGCCAUCUUCCUGUGGAUCCCGCUCGGCGUGCUCCUCUCCGUGGCGCGCCUCCUCUUCGGCUUCUUCCCCCACGGCGCCGGCCUCCUCCUCGCCGCGGCCACGGGCUUCCGGAUACGCGGCAGCCUCGGCGGAGCAGCGGAGCCGGCGGGACCAGGGCGAGGCACAUUGUUCGCCUGCAACCACCAGACGCUGAUGGACCCGGUGAUCCUCUCGACGGUGCUGCGCCGGAAGGUGACCGCCGUGACGUACAGCCUCUCGAGCUUCUCGGAGCUGAUCGCGCCGAUCCCGACGGUCCGGCUGACGCGCGACCGCGGCAGGGACAGCCGGAUCAUGCAGGGCGAGCUCACCCGCGGCGACCUGGUGGUCUGCCCGGAGGGCACCACCUGCCGGGAGCCGUACCUGCUGCGGUUCAGCCCGCUGUUCGCCGAGAUCGCCGGCGAGGUCACGCCGACGGCCGUCCGGGCCGGCGGCACCAUGUUCCAUGGAUCCACGGUGCGGGGACACAAGUGGCUCGACUCCGUCUUCUUCCUCAUGAACCCGGCGCCGUGGUACGAGAUCCGGAUCCUCACGCCGGUGGCCACCUGCGGCAGUGGCGGCGGCGCGUCGAGCCUCGACGUGGCGAACGGCGUCCAGCGUGUGAUCGGCGACGCGCUUGGGUUCGAGUGCACAGGGCUCACGCGCAGGGACAAGUACCGGAUGAUCGCCGGACACGACGGCGUCGACGCGAGGUCGUCGCCGCCGAAGCCGCCGCCGUCGUAG
This is a messenger RNA of Sorghum bicolor (sorghum), 1515 nucleotides long. Its product is annotated as glycerol-3-phosphate 2-O-acyltransferase 6. The transcript has a single exon. The coding region runs from base 1 to 1515 and encodes 504 amino acids. The record is from RefSeq and is a predicted model, not a curated record. Gene Ontology annotation, molecular function: glycerol-3-phosphate 2-O-acyltransferase activity; phosphatase activity. Gene Ontology annotation, cellular component: membrane. Lineage: Eukaryota; Viridiplantae; Streptophyta; Magnoliopsida; Poales; Poaceae. Gene Ontology annotation, biological process: cutin biosynthetic process.